CGCAGAACUUCUUCCUUGAUCAGCUGACCGUGAGUGAGAUGCCCAGUUGAAGGACCUGUGAAUGUUAAACCUUAUAUUUUCCUCUUCAUAUAUGGAAAGCUGUGUCUGUUUCAUUGAGUUAAAUCCCGUGACCAUCGCGUUGAGACCGUCAGGCUCAUCGUGACUUCUCUCCACACGUAGCUGGGUGAACAAACUUCCUGAAAGCAGCCAUGACAGAAUUCUGGUUGAUCUCCGCUCCGGGGGAGAAGACCUGCCAGCAGACAUGGGACAAGCUCAUGGUGGCCACUACGCGGACCAGUAACCUGUCCACCAACCACAAAUUCAACAUCCCAGACCUUAAGGUUGGGACUCUUGAUGUGUUAGUGGGCCUGUCGGAUGAGCUUGCAAAGCUAGACACUUUUGUGGAAAGUGUGGUGAAGAAAGUUGCUCAGUACAUGGCCGAUGUUCUGGAGGACAGCAGAGACAAAGUCCAGGAGAACCUACUAGCUAACGGAGUCGACUUGGUCACCUACAUCACCAGAUUUCAGUGGGACAUGGCUAAAUAUCCAAUCAAACAAUCACUGAAAAACAUUUCUGAGAUUGUCUCCAAGCAAGUGACUCAGAUAGACAACGACCUGAAGGCCAGAGCUUCAGCCUACAACAAUCUGAAGGGAAACCUGCAGAAUCUGGAGAGGAAGAAUGCAGGGAGUUUGUUGACCAGGAGUCUGGCUGACAUAGUGAAGAAAGAUGACUUUGUCCUGGACUCAGAGUACCUGGUUACCAUGCUGGUGGUCGUCCCCAAGACGAACUACAUUGACUGGCAGAAGACGUAUGAGACGCUGGCAGAAAUGGUUGUACCUCGUUCCACUAAGCAGCUGUUUGAGGACAACGAUAGCGGCCUUUUCAGUGUGACGCUCUUCAGGAAGGCUGUGGAUGACUUCAGACACAAAGCCAGAGAAAACAAGUUUACAGUGCGCGACUUCCAGUACAACGAGGAGGAGAUGAAGGCAGACAAAGAGGAGAUGACCCGCCUGUCCACAGACAAGAAGAAACAGUUUGGUCCUUUGGUGCGAUGGCUGAAGGUGAAUUUCAGUGAGGCCUUCAUCGCGUGGAUUCACAUAAAGGCGCUGCGUGUGUUUGUUGAGUCAGUACUGAGAUACGGGUUGCCAGUUAACUUCCAGGCCAUACUGCUUCAGCCCAACAAGAAGAACAUGAAGAAACUUAGAGAGGUGCUGUAUGACCUGUACAAACACCUGGACAGCAGUGCUGCCGUCAUUGACGCUUCCAUGGACAUCCCAGGUCUGAAUCUGAGCCAACAGGAGUACUACCCGUACGUUUACUACAAGAUCGACUGCAAUCUUCUGGAUUUCAAAGUCUGAAAAUCUGGCUAUUACCUUAAUAUGCUGUAAUGUUUUGAUGUGACAUGCUUACUUUACAAGCUGUAAUUUAUUUUGUUCUGUCACCCGAUUUCCACCUUUUGUUUCCCAUUUUUGGUUUUCAUUCAAAUAUUUUCUUGUACAUUUCCAAGUGAAAACAUCAAGUAUGACUUCCUUGUAAGAAUACAAAAGUGCUCAACUCUACAGUUUUAUGUUGUUUGCUCUUUGCUCCUCGUUGUAUAUCCAUUGACUCUCAGGAGCACUGGUGACAUUCCCUAUUUACCUUGAAAAAGUGCAUUUUUAGUGGAGAAAUAAACAUGUGGAAGAUCUGAGAGUAUGGCUGAACACAGUGAAAAUUUAUCCCUCAGAAUAAGCAACCGUGUUUCUUUUUUCUUUGCUUUUUUCAAAUGUGUUGUGUUUAUUUAUCAAAAAUAGGUAUCUGUUUAUAUGUACAAUUAAAACACUGCAUUCCUUCUCUUGAUGUGAUCUGCGAUGCACUAAAUUGAUCAGUUUACAAAAGGGCAUUGAUGCUUCAUGAUUUCCUUUGAAGAAUAUCAACACUGGUUUGUGUGCUAAUGCUGUGUUGUUAGUGUGAAGGAAAAUAAACCACACGCUCAAAAAUUAAUGUGAAAAUAAAUUCAGUAUGUAAUA
Poeciliopsis prolifica (blackstripe livebearer) is the source of this 2006-nucleotide messenger RNA. It is a transcript of the gene atp6v1c1b, whose product is annotated as ATPase H+ transporting V1 subunit C1b. Gene Ontology annotation, cellular component: lysosomal membrane; vacuolar proton-transporting V-type ATPase, V1 domain. The record is from RefSeq and is a predicted model, not a curated record. The transcript has 13 exons. Bases 210 to 1358 code for a protein of 382 amino acids. Gene Ontology annotation, biological process: proton transmembrane transport. Lineage: Eukaryota; Metazoa; Chordata; Actinopteri; Cyprinodontiformes; Poeciliidae. Gene Ontology annotation, molecular function: proton-transporting ATPase activity, rotational mechanism.